Messenger RNA from Brassica rapa (field mustard), 1594 nucleotides. RefSeq names its product RING-H2 finger protein ATL81. Lineage: Eukaryota; Viridiplantae; Streptophyta; Magnoliopsida; Brassicales; Brassicaceae. The record is from RefSeq and is a predicted model, not a curated record.
UCCUAUCUUUAUAUCCAAAUCUUCUUUACUGUUUCUCCUAAAAUCGAUUUGACCUAAUAACAUGGACCGAACUUAACCACCCGAGCUUUUGAACCGAACUCUCAGACCAAAUUCUUGUAUUUAGCAGACCCUGCUGAGAGAUGCAAUUCCUCUCCAACAGAUCCGACUAUGUAUUAUUAUUACUUCUGCUAGCAAAAGAGGCAAUGUUUUUCUAAAGACCUAUUUAGAAUGGAUAUUUCAUAUAAUUUAAAAUAUUCUAAGAAACUGUACAAAAAUGUAUACAUUUUUUUUUGAUAGAUUCACUAAUUUACAAAGUUUAAAAUUUUCUGAUGAAUAACAGUCCUCUUGAGCAAACAAAAUACUCAAAUAAACCAAUUUAAAGUUUUAAACUUUUACACACAUAUAAGUAAAGAAAGACAACAGAAAAUUUAACCAAUCAGAAUUUCGAAUGUUGAGUUUGUAUUUAGCCAAAUUUCUUUAAAUUUCUAUUCAUUGUUUUAAUUAAUUGGCCAUAAAUAAAACCUACCUUCUCUCACCAAAGACUCGCUCAAAAGUUCUCACGCACCUUGCCUUUCUCCUCGUUUCUCUCUUCCCCACUGAUAUUACCCUUUCCACACGCAACCUCGGAACAAACCCUUUUUCUUCUUCCUCAAGAAAUAUUUGAAACAAGUCACAGUAUUUUCUUUUCACUCCAGGGUCUUCAAAAUGUCUACUAUAUCCACGACCGAAACAAAUGAAUUCAAACCAGUCCACACCCUCGUUUCCACACCGGUCACCAUAGUUUUGACCGGUGGUCUUCUCUUCAUCAUUCUCACCGGUUUCUUCUCCUUCUUCUACUGUGGAUCGUUUCUCCAAAAACUCUUAACCAGUUGGAACCUCCAUCGAAACCGUAACCGUCCCAGCAACCUAAUACAACCUUCCACACCACCUGAAAACACCGGACUCAACUCCAAGAUCAUCCAAUCUUUCCCUGAGUUUCCUUACUCGGUGAAAGAUCGUGGGAUGGACCAAUGUUCCAUUUGUUUAUUAGAAUUUAUGGAUGAUGAUACCAUGAGGCUCAUUUCAACUUGUAACCAUGUUUUUCACACAAUCUGCAUUGAUCUUUGGUUUGAAUCACACAAGACCUGCCCGGUAUGCCGACGUGAACUUGAUGUAGACCGGACCUCGCUGGAAAAGCCACCCAAUGUUCCUGAAAUCGACCUGGUUAGAUCUGAAAACCAUGAGGAGCCUUUGUCCCGCGACACAUUGACAAUCAUCGUCCAUGAGGAGCAUCCUACCAUUGGUAGUUUAGACCAAACAGACGAAAUCGAAAGCUAUGAAAGACGAAUGAAGGAGUCGAAUUUGCGGUUCUGGAGGUCACAUUCUACUGGACAUUCUAUUGUUGUCAAGACCGAAAACGACCAAGAAGCAGAAGAACAAGAAAAAGAAGAGUUUAAGAUACAUAUUGAGAUCUCAGGAGAAUGUCAAUUUGAAGAUCACAAGAGGACGUUACCAAACAGGAAUAUGUAUUGCGUUAGGGGAACUUACUCAGUUGGAUAAAGCUCAAGAAUCUGAACUGGGCUAGGCUAAUAUAUUAUCAUCAUCAUCUAUAGGA